Messenger RNA from Mucor velutinosus, 381 nucleotides. RefSeq lists its product as uncharacterized. The record is from RefSeq and is a predicted model, not a curated record. The transcript is spliced from 4 exons. The coding region runs from base 1 to 381 and encodes 126 amino acids. NCBI's taxonomy places the organism in Eukaryota, Fungi, Mucoromycota, Mucoromycetes, Mucorales, Mucoraceae. Gene Ontology annotation, cellular component: cell cortex. Gene Ontology annotation, molecular function: actin monomer binding.
AUGUCUUGGCAAGCUUAUGUAGAUACCAACCUCCUCGGUACUGGCAAUGUUUCUCAAGCCGCUAUCUAUGGUUUGAACGGUGGUGAAUGGGCCAAGUCUGCUGGUUUCCAGUUGCAACCUUCCGAAGUCCAAGAAAUCAUUGGUGCUUUCUCUAACGCUGAUCAAGUUCGUGCUAACGGUAUUCACGUCAACGGCGUCAAGUACCUUCUUUUGAGAGCUGAUGAGCGUUCUCUUUACGGCAAGAAGAACUCUGAUGGUGUUUGUAUCGUCAAGACCAACCAAGCUUUCUUGGUUGGUGUCUAUAAGGAGGGUAUUCAACCUGGUAACUGCACCAAGGUUGUCGAAGGUUUGGCCGAUUAUUUGAUUUCCGUCAGUUAUUAA